Molecule: messenger RNA, 2160 nt
Organism: Lates calcarifer (barramundi perch)
Lineage: Eukaryota; Metazoa; Chordata; Actinopteri; Centropomidae
Gene: cd7al
Product: cd7 antigen-like
Exons: 5
Coding region: 109-1218 (369 amino acids)
Biological process (GO): adaptive immune response
Cellular component (GO): membrane
Molecular function (GO): signaling receptor activity
Source: RefSeq, a predicted model, not a curated record
CCAAACUUUUGACAUUCAGUUUUGAGUGUUUGCGUCUGUGCUGUCAUGGUUUACAUCACUGUCUUCCCUCAGGUUCUGAAUUAGUAGUGUCUCCUGGCGGUGGUCAAAAUGACUGGGAUCCUAAAUCUGGCCUGUUUGUGGACUCUGUUCAUCACACAAACUGGUUUUGUACGCAGUGACAUUCAGUUCUUGGAGAGGCAUGAGGGCGAGUCUGUGGUUCUACCCUGUGUGGUUGAGCAGACGAACCCCUCGCCCUUUGGUGUUCACCUGAAGCGCAGCUGGCUGCAAACAGGCAAGGUGUUGUACGUGCACACUGGGGAUGAACCCUCUAUGUUCAACAAUGGCGACAAAGACCGCAUCAGUGUCAGUGGAGACCCGGGCAGCUACUCUCUGAAUGCCACCAUCUCUCAGCUGAGAGUCAGUGACACAGACCGCUACCACUGUGAGUUUUACGUGAACAGAGUCUCUGCUGAAGAUGAACAGAUACGUGGGAAGACUGAAUUCUUCCUCCUCGUUACUGCCGAUACCCCCGGGUCGUUGGACAUAGGGUUGGUAGAGACUUGUGCUGGGGGCUCAGCCGUGCUCACCUGUGUCCCCCCGAGUGGGGACGGCUUUGCCUUGGAGGGGGUGAGUCUGAAGCGGAAGAGGGGCCAGGCUCCUGUGGAGAUGUUGUACCACUCAAAGCAUCACCACGGCAUCAGCCCUCCUUCCUCCUCCCCCUCCCAGUUCUCUGCUGAGAGGGUCCAGCUGUCGUCGCUACCCAGCCCUGGCGGCAUCACCUACAGCCUCACCCUGCAGCAGCUGCAGCCGGACGACAGCGCCCUGUACAGCUGCCAGCUGCUCGUGCCUGGCAGGCCCGACACCAUGACCAGUCUAGGGAGACGAGUGUUCUUUGUCUCUGUGCAAGACGGUCAGUGCGGCUGCUCCAGCUACUCCACCCUGCUGUACGCCCUUUCCUCAGCUGUAGCCAUUCUCCUCCUCCUCAUCCUCAUCGGAUUUGUGGUGAUGUAUAAAGGCAAAGCACGCCGCAGAGUUGAGUCACAUCCUCAGGUUCCUAUUUACGAGGAGAUGGCCGGUGUGCAGCCUCUCGGCCGAAAACUGGGCCCUCGCCAUCGGGAGGAAAUGGAGACUUCCGAGUACACAAACUGCAUUGUGAAGAAAUCCUGUCCUGAAAACCAUUAUGAAAGCCCGAGUGGGGCCCUCUAUCCAAGUACUUAAGACUCAGAAACGAACUAUUAGAUCAUCUCACCAGCAUCAUGAACGAGACCAGCCUACCAACUCACCUGUCUGUGACACACCGGACUCCAGUUAUCAAUCUAAAAUUCCUUCAACAGACUUUAACAGCUAAGAUUUCACCUCAUGUAUAUUGACUGACUGCUAUUUCGAAAGAAUGUUUGUAUUUUGGCGUUUCCUUAGGAACCUUUAUAAAUGUUGGCUAACAAUGGGGUGGGCAAUAUGGAUAAGAUAUGAGCUCUGAAUUUUAUAGCAAAAUGUCAGUAUAUAUGGUAUUGUUAUAGAAAUUGUUAGUGGAACAUAGGCAGACAUUAAUAUCUGUUUUGGUGUUUUUAGGCAAAUUAAAGGUGCCUUGCAGAGUCUUGUAAGAAAAAAUUGUAGUUUUUUUUUUUGGAACAAUUUGAAACCUACAUUGUGAGCCAGCAGUUGUCUUCUUCACUGUCUUUCUUGACACAUUUCUCUACAUGUUAUUGCCACCACCAACUGUAAAUCAGUGGGACAGUGUUAAGGUCGGGCUGCACUUCGAAAAAAGUAGUUGCUUACGCUGUUUUGUCUCAACAUGUCGGAAAGCAAAUGUCGUCUUAGGUAGCGUGAAAAAAAACAGAUUGUCACUGAAGGGUAGAAAGAGGCAAAAUAGUUUUAAUAUGGGGAUGAUGGUGCACAUGCUCAGAUGGUCUCUCCUGGAGGACGUUCAUAAUGUUGAACUUGGUUGGGCUAGUUUAGCAGUGCCUUAAAAAAAUCGUCACCAUGUCACUUGCUUAUAUGCACUGCACCACCAUGCCAUCAGUGUUACUGAAGGGAUAAGAAAUUUGUCAUCACACAGUAUAGACUGCCAUAUUGCCCAUCCCUAACAUGCUUAUUAAUUUUUACUGCUCUUCUACACUUUCAAUCUGUAUGCACGGAAAUAAUAAAGUUACUUUGAAGUCA